Aspergillus alliaceus is the source of this 548-nucleotide messenger RNA. RefSeq lists its product as uncharacterized. Bases 81 to 356 code for a protein of 91 amino acids. The transcript has a single exon. NCBI's taxonomy places the organism in Eukaryota, Fungi, Ascomycota, Eurotiomycetes, Eurotiales, Aspergillaceae. The record is from RefSeq and is a predicted model, not a curated record.
AGAUCUUCAAUCUUGAGUCAGCCAAAAAUUGUGGGGCGGGAAAUUGAAUGGAGUGACCAACCGGAAGAAGGGUGUGAGGCAUGCUUGCCAAGAAACGCUCCCAGCCAUUCGUUCCCAGUAAGACCACAAUGCUGGGUCAACUGCUGGUUGUCUUGGCGAUCGUCGAGGAAUCCCUGUUCCCAAUCUUCCCUCCCACGAAUCAUAGAAGGGAAGGGCUAAAAAGCAAUGCUGCCCAGUAUCAAACAGCUUACGUAGACUUGGUCGUCGAUCAUUUUGCGCCGCUGAAGCUGGUAACCGAGGAUAACCCUUUCACAAUUUCAGAGCAAUCAGAUUCUGGGUGCGAUACACGGAAUUAAUUUUGCCCACAGCGUGAACUAACGUAGACGCUAAGGUAGUGUGGCCGAUGAUGUGCACUGUGCGUCAAAUCAACUGGAGCGAUGAUAAAUAACGACUCGUCGCGUCGAAAAUGCGUCGGAAAUUUGAAACCAUGGCAAUGCGGUCUGACCCGAAGAUCCAGUCCAUUUCAAUCCGACAACCGGAAUGCGAAC